Messenger RNA from Nylanderia fulva, 7882 nucleotides. Lineage: Eukaryota; Metazoa; Arthropoda; Insecta; Hymenoptera; Formicidae. The record is from RefSeq and is a predicted model, not a curated record.
UUUCGGCAAAAUCGAAGAAGAUGGAAUUUUCUUCAGUAUUAAGUACCAAUUAAUUCGUGAAAUAAAUAGAAUAUUUUGCACAUUAAUUUUAUAAUACGCGUAUAAAAUAUUUCAUGUUGGCAACGAAAUAAUAUAAUCAAACACCACAUAUACAUGACGCUUGUAGACAUUCUUGUGACUAAUUAUUCGCACAUCGAGAAGAAGGAAACAUGUUGGAGAGGAGUGUAUUUAUGUAUUGUCGUAGGUCAAUAGUGUAUUUUGAGACUCGGUCGCGACAGGUGCUGGGAGACGCCGAACGUGAUUAUUACAACUAUUAUUACAAUUAUUGAUUAUCAGUCAGCGUUUGCACGAGUAUUGCGAGAACGGCUAUUUAUCGAAGCGAUGAUGCUUUGCAAUCCUUCUUCUCGAACAAAGAGUUUCGCGUGACAUAAUCGAAAGAAAAGUCGAAGCGGUGCGCGAUGGAAAUUGUAAAGUUGUUCUAUUGUGCUGAAAAAAAUAAAUUAUAUUUGAUAGUAAUUGUAAAUCGUGUUUGAACAAGCGAUAUAUAUAAUGACUUUUCUUUAUAAAUACGCUUCUAAUGUAUUUCGCUUUAAUACGAUAACAUUUUUCGUCUUCUUUUCUAACUUGACAUUUUGGCGUAUCGUAUAAAUUCGGAAUAAUACACAAAUCACCGGAAAUAAUUCGCAUAACGGAAAGCCGUGAUAUAUCGAUCGUUUAUUAAUAAUACAUUUAUUUCGAGAGAUUUAUGUAUUCGAAAUAUAUUACGUGUACAAUACUGAAUUUCGGAUUAUUUUUGAAUGGCACAACGCAUCUUUCGGUUAACUAUUAUUAACUUGCAAAUGGAAUCGCACGAUAUCAAAGCAAAAUUGUCAGUGAUAUUUUCGAGUUUUUUUCGUGAUUAAUAAAACACGUCGCAAAUGGAUCGACUCUGAAUUGAACGUCGUUACACGAAAUACAUUUAUACUUAAAACGAUAUAUAUUUUAUAUUAUUUAUUCAACAAAAAUCUAUCACGCUAUAGUAAUCGACAAAAAAACUACGACAUAUCUUUGAAUAUUAUAUAUAUAUAUAUUCCUCGGAUAUUUAAUCUUUAAAUUUAAACUGUGCAUUUGUUCACUCACGCGCGUGUUUUAAUGUGACAUAUAUAUAUAUAUAUAAUAAAAUUAUCUAAAAUUACACGCGUAUACCAUUUGUUAGCAAUAAAAGUCGCAAAUGCGCCGCAAUGAGUGGCACCUGAAUUUGACUGCGUGAUUUUCGAGAGGGAAUCGUAACUUUAUGCGGCCGUAAUUUUCGCAUUGUUCUCCCAAUCGCGAUAUAAUGAAGCGCGCGUUCGCGUGUGAUUAUAUUAUACAUUCAGGGACGCAGUGCAAAGUGUAAUAUUCGCGCGAUUGUCGUAUUCUACCGAUUAAUGCGCGCGCGAUCGUAAUUAAUCGUGUUCCCGCGAAUGAAUGUAGUCCCGAAUGACGAAGCAGCAAAGGAUAAACACGAGAGGAGGAACAGACCCGGGGGAGGCAUCGGGUAAUCGUGAGAUCAACGUUGUGUGCACUACAGUUCCGCCGUUGCUCAUCGUACCGGAGAGUUUCAAGAAUGUGUUGAGCUGAUUACAUCUGAACUAUACUAGGGUAUUUGGGAAUGGAGUCGACUUUACUGCUGCUCCUACUGAUCGGGUGCAGCGAGAAAUUUGCGCUCGGUCAGCAAGGUCCGGUCUUCAUCCUGGAACCGCCGAGCACCCUGGUCUUUUCAAAUACCACCGGCUCCCAAUUAGGCUGUUCCGCACACGGCAGCCCAACGCCGCACGUCACGUGGAUUACCAGCCCGGAUCAGAGAUCGGUUACGGCAGUUCCGGGACUCAGACAACUUCUGGGCAACGGAACGCUAUACUUCCCGCCAUUUCUGGCUCAGGACUUUAGAGCCGAGGUCCACAAUGCCCGAUAUAGGUGCCGCGCGACCAGCUCCGUCGGAACCGUACUUUCUCGCGAGGUCACUCUUCGGGCUGUAUUGACGGUACCCGGAUACGAGGUCAGGGUAAAUAGACAACCCGUGAUGGAAGGAUGCAACGCCGUGUUGUCCUGUACAGCCCGGGAAGACGUCAAAGAACACCUCACUGUGACCUCCUGGUUUCGCGACGACGCUAUUCUCUUACCUGGAAACACAGAUACCGGCGGAAGAUUCGUGGUUACCUCGCAGGGUGAUCUUCAUAUUAGAGCCGCCAGACCAGAAGACGGCAGAGCGACGUAUUCGUGUUUAACUCUGCAUGCCCUGACCAGCGAACGGAGGAGAAGCGAACCCGCUACUUUAACAGUCACGGAACCGACUGGUUCCAUGUCGCCGCGACUGAUGCAACGAUCAGAGAUCGCUAUUUCCGCCGAAAGCGGCUCCGAUGUUCACCUCACGUGCUCGGCGCAAGGAAGCCCGGCGCCGCAAUUUACCUGGUAUCGCGAUGUUAAUGGCCACUCGAUACCGGUCGAGUCGUUCGGUCGUAUCCAGCUUUGGGGUGAUUUAAUGCAAAUUCGUCGUGUAGACGCGCAGGAUGCUGGAAGAUACGUUUGCCGGGCCAGCAAUCAACUUGGCGAGCAACGAGCGGAGACGCACUUGUCGGUCACUUCAAAGCUAAACGCUCGGAUUCAGCCGCGCGUACAGGUCGUUAAUUCUGGCGAGACCGCUACGAUGAACUGCACGGUCGAGGGAUAUCCGGUCGAGAGCGUUGAGUGGCUACACGACGGUGUGCCAGUAUUGACCGCGCAGGACACGAGGAUCAGAUUGUUGGCUCCCUUGGUGCUCGUGAUAGGCUCCGUCGGUCGCAGGGACAAAGGGAUGUAUCAGUGUUUGGUGAGGAGCGACAAGGAAAAUGCACAGGCCACCGCUGAACUGAAGCUCGGAGACACGGUUCCGGAACUGCAGUACACAUUUAUCGAGCAAGCUCUACGACCGGGACCACCGGUCUCCCUGCGAUGUUCCGCCACCGGUUCACCGACGCCAUCCUUUACGUGGUUACUCGACGGUGAACCAUUGAGUCAGAUUGCGACCGGACACAGAUACGCGAUAGGCCAAUAUGUGGAUCAAUCCGGUGACGUGAUCAGUCACUUAAACAUUUCAUCCGCGGGUACCGAGGAUGGCGGCCUGUACGCUUGCGUAGCGUCCAAUACUCUGGCGACUGUCGAGCACAAAGCUAGAUUAAAUAUUUACGGACCUCCAUACAUCCGAUCGAUCGGUCCGGUUCGCGCCAUCGCCGGUGCCGACAUCACAAUAGCGUGUCCUUACUCAGGAUAUCCGAUCACAUCGGUCGGGUGGACUAGAAAUGGUGGCGAGUUGCCCUUUGACAUCAGGCAACGGGUCGACAGCGAGGGCCACCUUACAAUCCUGACGGUAGAUCCGAGCGAUGGCGGUACCUACACGUGUAUAGUUCGAGCAAGUUCUGGAGAAACCGCCAACAGAGAUAUACUACUAAAUGUGAAUAGUCCUCCAGUAAUGAGUCCCUUCAGCUUUCCCGCGAAUUCGCAAGAAGGUAGUCGUGCUCAAGUGACGUGCAGCGUGACAUCGGGCGAUCUUCCAAUCUACAUUUCCUGGUUGAAAGACGGCGAGCCACUGCCUUCUUCCCUUCGCAUCGAAGAGCGAGGCGCCGAGUUUUUCAGUCUGCUCGUCUUCAAGGAACUAUCAUCUAGACACAGCGGCAAAUACACUUGCGUGGCUACGAAUAGCGCCGCCAAGGUCAAUCACACGGCAGAACUUCUGGUAAAAGUACCUCCUCAAUGGAUAUUCGAACCGCAAGACGUGGCGACCCUCCUAGGAAACCCGCUGAAUGUCCAUUGUGAGGCCAAGGGUUUUCCGCCGCCGCAUAUUACGUGGCUCCGUGCCAGGGGCAGAACGUCCAACGACUAUCAGCCGCUGGUUGAUGGUUCUGACGGUAGACUCACGAUAUUGCCUAAUGGGUCUUUGUGGACGGCUUCGGCCGGUCCACAGGAUGAGGGUUACUAUCUCUGUCGCGCUAACAAUGCCAUCGGAUCGGGACUAAGCAAAGUGAUAUACGUGUCCGUGCAUGAACCGGCGAGGUUCGAGUUUCAGAGUAAAAACGUAACGAUUCGCCGUGGAGAAUCCGUGACGAUCGAUUGCACCGUGAUUGGCGAUAAUCCUAUAGAAGUACAGUGGAUGCACAACAGCGAUCGAUUAGAUAUGAGCAAUCACAGAUUAAGCAUCGGUCAAAUAAAGACCGAGAAUGGCCUGAAGUCUCAAUUAUCUAUCGCAAAUAGCGAUCGGCAAGAUUCGGGAGUUUAUCGAUGCACCGCUGAUAACGCUUACGGAAGAAGCGAACAUUUGAUUUAUUUAGCAGUUCAAGAGAGACCGGAUCCUCCAGCCGGACUCGAAGUAAUAGAAAUUGGUUCUCGAUCGAUUCGGCUAUUAUGGAAGCGGGCCUUCGACGGAAAUAGCCCUAUAAGAAAUUACAUGAUACAAUAUUGUCCUGUGAGCCACGGCAUGACCGACGAUUGGAAUCCCGUUAAAACGCACAACGUCACGUACACGCCAGGAAGCUCCAAUAGCGGUAAUUCUAUACAUCCAACCCAAAACGGCUUAUCCCCGUUCGAAACCACUGGCGAUGAUCAAGAGGUAGCGCUAGUCGGUGGUCUUCAUCCGGCCGUCACCUAUAGCUUCAGAAUAUUCGCUAUAAACUCCAUCGACGCGAGCGGACCUACGGAACCCGUCGUGGCGAAGACUCAGGAGGAAGCACCUACAGAACCGCCGCAAAAUAUCAAAGUGCAAUCCGCCGGGCCUGGAGAACUCAUGGUCAGCUGGCAACCACCUCCAAAAGAAUCGUGUAAUGGAGAUCUACAGGGAUAUAUAGUGACUUGGUCGGAACAUUCGUCGUCGACCUCGGGUGUUAAUCAAAGUAAAAGUCUGAACGUGAAUGGUUGGGCGACGACAAAGGUGCAGCUUACUGGUCUGAGAAAAUUUACAAAAUACGACAUUUCGAUCAGAGCCUUCAACAGUAUAGCCAGUGGACCAGCUAGCGCUCCUAUCGUGGGUACCACUCAAGAAGGAGUACCAGAAACGCCACCGACUCAAGUUACAUGCGUUCCAUUAUCCUCCCAAAGUGUCAAGGUAGCCUGGAACGCGCCGCCAGCUCAUCAACACGGUGGAAUUAUCCAAGGAUACAAGGUUUAUUAUAGGCCGGUUCCUACUGAUAACAUGGAUAUAUCGACGGUUGGUGAAGUAAAAAGAACUUCUAGUAUGGAGACUUAUUUGCACACGUUGUACAAGUACACGAAUUAUUCCAUCAAGGUGUUGGCUUACACCGGUGCGGGUGACGGAGCACAGAGUCCACCGAUCUUCUGCAUGACGGAAGAGGAUGUUCCAGGUCCGCCUGCUGGUAUCAAAGCGUUGGCGUUAACGGCAGAGAGCAUAUUAGUUUCUUGGUUGCCACCUUUGCAACCUAACGGGAAUGUUUCAAAAUAUACUGUAUACAGCAGAGAAGCCGGUUCUAAUAAUCAUAAUAUGUACAUGAUGCAUGAACCACCAUCAUCACCCACGGAUACCCUUACAAUGGAAUUACGAGAUCUAGUGGAAAGACAAUCGUACGAAUUCUGGGUGUCAGCGACAACUGGUCUUGGAGAAGGAGAAAAAACUAUCAUAGUCACGCAAACAACGAAUACCAGAGCUCCCGCUAGAGUAGCAUCGUUCUCGCAAGUAUUAAGAAGAGCCGUAAAAUCAUCGGUUAUGCUGUCGUGUUUGGUGGUGGGAAAUCCUACGCCGCGACCUAUCUGGACCUACAGAAACGGUCAAAUUACCACUGGUAGGCAUUACGAACUUACACCCGAUGGACAUCUCGUUAUACGUGGACUGGAACAAUCGGUCGCGGGAAAUUAUACUUGUUCAGCUAGUAAUUUAUUUGGCGAGGAUUCGAUCACAUAUUCGUUAGUCGUAGUGAUGCCACCCAAAGCACCGUCGUUGGAAUUACAAUAUACAACAACUAAUAGUAUCAGGUUCCGUUGGAAUCAUCCUGACAACGGCGGUGCUACUAUACAAGGAUAUGUAUUAAGUUAUAAGAGAGAUCAGGGUGGAUGGGAAGAAAUCGCUUUAUCUCCUGAACAGACGGAAUUUGUACUUUCUGGAUUGAAAUGUGGUUCUUCCUAUCUGGCACAUUUAACGGCACAUAAUCGCGUCGACACCGGCGAUCCAAGUUCGUUAAUCAGCGCAACAACGAAAGGCACCGCGCCUUUAUUGCCUAAGGAGAAAGAUAUUAUCUCGGCAAACGGCACGUCGGUGAAAUUGAAUUUAUUAUCCUGGCCUAACGGAGGAUGUCCUAUUCAGCACUACACUGUCGAAUAUCGCAGGCGAAUUAAUACGGAACCUUGGAUUUUAGUGGCUAGCAGAGCGACCGAGAACCUUGUAAUUCGUGAUUUAAAGACGGCAUCGUGGUACAAUCUACGUUUAACAGCGCACAACGAUGCCGGCUCGACUCAGACACAAAUGGAAUUCGCCACGACUACGUUGAGCGGAGUCAGUAUUGGUCCCCCUAACGAUUUGAUAAUGGAGGACGAGGUCAGAAAAACUGUACCCAAUCACAAAGUUUUAUAUGUCGUUGUACCGCUCAUCUGCGCAAUCAUUUUGGUCGUAUCUGCCGUUAUUCUAGGAUAUGUUAUGCUCAAACGCAACGGCAGAGCGACCUAUUUAGGCGAAAUGUUACCGAGUCAGCAGCAGCAACAGCAGGCAGGAUUAGGAAUGGUUCAACAACAACAGCACCAACAACAGCAUCAUCACUUGUCCAGCUGUAUGUCGACAGUGCAACUCAAAUCGACGGCUGAACGUGACAACAGACGUAAUCAUCAGGUUUAUACUAGUUCACCCGUAAAGCAAGAAAAUCACAAAUCCACCGAUCAUGGAUCAGAAAUGUACGAGAUAAGUCCUUAUGCUACAUUUAGCGUUCCCGGGAGAGAGAACCGUUCGGUAACAACGGCAACGCUCGAUUACACAAUGCAGUUCAAAACGUUUGGUCACUUGGAGAAUGAGGACAUCAAUACUAUCGAUUACGAGAGAUCUAGCGUGGAGUUCGAAAGGUCCAAAACACCAAGGUGGCACAAGCAACGUUACUUUCCGAGCAUUGCGGAAGCCGAGAGCAAGCUACGAUCAAGUCGACAAGGCUCCGGCAGCGACACGUCCGGAAGUCCUUGCGGCGAAUGCGCCGGGCCUAGUUAUAGGGUGCCAGUAAAGCCUUGUAGAGAUGUAUUUUCGCGAGGUGUGGAAUCGAGCACGGAAUCUAACAACGAAGGCUCGCCUUCGCUCGCGAGACGACGAAGCCGACAACCGAGCCGGUCUACUCGCAGUUCGGUAGAAGACAUGACGCUAUUGCCGCCAAGCGGGUUCAGUGACAGCCGUGAAUUGAGCGACGUGGAGUGCGACCGUGAUCGUGAUCGUGAACGUGAUCGUGAACGUGAUCGUGAUCGUGAAUGGCAGGGUCUGUCAGCCGGAACCCGUCACGGCGGCAGUUUGGGCAGAUUACCGAUCGAGGCCGUCGAAUCUAUGCUAGCUAGAUAUCAACAAAGAAAGGAACAAGAAAGGCAAGAAUUCACCAUACAUGUAUGAUCGAGAUUCGCUGGUUCGACUUGGUAUCUUCGCCGGACGAUUUAAUGUUAAUUAGAAAGAGAAAGAUGACGAAUCUCUUCUCAAACUAUCGUCGUUGAUGGAAAUUUUUCGAAAUCUUAAAAAGGAUAGUAGAAUUUAAUAUAUGUCACAGACAAUUUAAUCGAUGAAGUGGAGAAAGAAGAAGAAUGAGAGUAAAAACAGAAGACAGACUCUCAGGUGUAUUCGUCAAAGAAACGUCUCACCUACUGCUACAUCUGCGUUGCACCAAAAAAAUACUGCCGUUAAUAUAUAUACAUAUAUACACACAUA